AUGUUCUCCGUCGUGGUCCCAGGCCGCCCGUGUGUAACAGACAUCGUCGCAAUAGAUAGUCAGCCAAAUGGCCAAGCAACCAAAUUCGCCUUCACGAUCCCAGUCACCCCGUCCCUUAGUGAUAUAGUCAUUUUCUUCCUACCAGGAACAACCCUCCCACCAAACACUGGCGCUGCUAUUUACGCUCAACUUCCAGACCCGAAUACCGGCCAACCCUCCGACUUCCGCUUCAUCGGCGCAUUGGCAAACGAAAAGCCCUCAGGGAUCUUCAGCGUUCGACCACCGGGAACUACAGUGCACCGCUCAGAAGCCGAGGAAGAAGACGACAUGCUUGACGAGGGUGGAGCCAACGGCGCUGCUGCAACGGGCGUCAUGACACUGGGAAUUUCUAUCGAAGAAGCGCAGAACAUUGCGCCGCAGCUUGCUGCGCUGGAAGCGGAAUGCUCCUCUGGUUCAAUGUCUAUGGCGCUGGUUCGACAGGCUGGUGGGCAGAGACAAAUCUCGACGAAGGUGCUGGCGCAGCGCAUUAUUGGCAACGCGUUUAAUUACCUCGCGAGUUUUGCGGAGAGUGAAAAGGGUCAGGACAUUGUGCCGCUGAAGAGCUUUCAUAAUUGGUGGGCGAAAUUUGAGCGUCGCAUUGAGGCCGAUCCCACGUUUUUGGAACGCGAGGAUCCUAAUGCUAAUUAA
Messenger RNA from Penicillium digitatum Pd1, 687 nucleotides. Its product is annotated as OPI10 family protein. Gene Ontology annotation, cellular component: nucleus; cytosol. Gene Ontology annotation, molecular function: nuclear import signal receptor activity. Lineage: Eukaryota; Fungi; Ascomycota; Eurotiomycetes; Eurotiales; Aspergillaceae. Gene Ontology annotation, biological process: protein import into nucleus. The record is from RefSeq and is a predicted model, not a curated record.